This is a messenger RNA of Cucumis sativus (cucumber), 2015 nucleotides long. RefSeq lists its product as hypothetical. Gene Ontology annotation, molecular function: S-adenosylmethionine-dependent methyltransferase activity. The record is from RefSeq and is a predicted model, not a curated record. NCBI's taxonomy places the organism in Eukaryota, Viridiplantae, Streptophyta, Magnoliopsida, Cucurbitales, Cucurbitaceae. The transcript has 8 exons. Bases 232 to 1149 code for a protein of 305 amino acids.
AAACAAAUAAUGUAAUGAAUUAUUUUAUAGAUUUUAUGUAUGAAAAAUUAAGAUUAAUAUUAUAUUGAAUAAAAGGGGGCAAAAAUAUCUGAACCAGAGAAAGGCCACGUAAAUCCAUGCAUAUCACGGAUGGAAGAUCCAACUUCAAAACGGCGUCGCAUCUGUUUCCCUGCCCAGUCUUUUGUUCUCAAUCUUCUACAGUGACGUCUUAGCUUAAAUUGGGAGGAAGAAAUGGCCAGUCGGAUUGGCCUCAAUCUCCACCGUGGAAUUCCCAUUUCUUUAGUUGCUCCUUCCGCCGUGUGGUCCGCGAACAGUGCCGCGACUAGCCUUAAACGGUGGAGCGCCGGAGGUAAACACCGGCGGCGUUUGGUUUUAGGCCUCGGAAUUUCCUUCUGGGCUCCGUUCAUGAAUAUGUCCGGUUCACUGGUCGGCGCCAAAUCCUUCGUUGCAUCUGCCAGGCCGAAGAAUUCUGUGGAAGAGAUUUUGAAGAACGUGGAGUGGCCAGAGAAAUUUCCAUUCAGGGAGGAGGACUUUCAGCGAUUUGACGAGACACCAGAUUCGUAUUUCUAUGAAUCCCCACGCUUUGUCACCCACAUUGAUGAUCCAGCCAUUGCUGCACUCACUAAAUUCUACUCGGAGGUUUUUCCUCCAAGUAAUACACCUGGAAUUAGCAUGUUGGAUAUGUGCAGCAGUUGGGUCAGUCAUUUUCCAGCCGGAUACAAGCAAGAAAGAGUUGUAGGGAUGGGAAUGAAUGAAGAAGAGCUCAAACGCAAUACGGUUUUGACAGAGUACAUUGUGCAAGACUUGAAUGUGAAUCCUAAACUCCCAUUUGAAGAUAAUUCAUUUGACGUUAUCACCAACGUGGUCAGUGUUGAUUACUUAACAAAGCCUCUAACCGUUUUCAAGGAAAUGAGUCGAGUUCUUAAACCCGGGGGCCUUGCCAUUAUGAGCUUUUCAAACCGCUGUUUUUUCACAAAAGCAAUCUCUAUAUGGACAUCAACUGGAGAUGCUGAUCAUAUUAUGAUCGUUGGGUCAUAUUUUCACUAUGCCGGUGGAUUUGAACCUCCUCAGGCUGUGGAUAUUUCUCCUAACCCUGGACGGUCGGAUCCCAUGUACAUCGUGUACUCAAGAAAGUUAUCAACAGCUUGAAAGUACACCAAGAAGUGAGCCUGUUGAACUUAAUCUGAUUUUUGCUGCAGUUUAAACUAAACUGGCCAACUUGGGACAAGAAGCCUGCCACGGUUGAAGUGACCAACAAAGGAUCUGUUGUAUGAACUUCAUAAACAUGUCAUUACAUGUAAACUAAGCUUCAAACAAAAAUCUUAGAAAUGUGAGAUGUCAAAAUCACUAAAAAAAUGUAUUCUUAUCUGAGGCAAAGUCAAUUAAUAAACAUAUAGAGAAAUGAUUCCAGAACUUGGUUCUUCUAUCUGCAAACUCUACAAUUAUGGGGAUUUCUAGAUAUGAAAAGAACAAAAUGAAUAUACACAGGUGAAGUAAAGACAUCCUACACAGAGAUGAAAAGCCAAUGAAAGAGUGGCCGUGUUUUGGGAUACAAACAGAAACAAGAUCAGAUCCAUCCCUGUUUGUAACGACGAAAGAGGUCCUCAGUUUGUGCAUUCUUGAAGGCGCUGCAGCCGAUUACAUAAACCCAAAUCAAGACCACCACAGUGACAAUGAGAACCACGUUGGCUUUUCUCCAUUCUCUUCUGAGAUUUCCCAAGAGGCCAGCCUUGCAAGAGUUGCAAUUGUAGCACAACUGGGUUUGGUCAUUACUCCAAAUAUAGCAGUCUGGGUCAGCCAUUGGAUCCACAGGGUUCAGCCACAGUGUUGGGUUCACAAAGUUAAACCCACAAGCUGUUGGAGGUUUACAGCACCCCGACUGCCCACACAAACAUGCACAGUAAAAACCAAGAGGUGAGGCAGUUCAGUGAAUAACCAUUUUGUUUCUUUUGUUCUACUUAUUGACAAUUGUGGUUGUUUUCAUACCCUUUCUUUAUCCAUAUCCAUAGUUUUUA